AUGUUCCAACAAGGCCUCCGAAUCGCCAUGGGCUGCGACGACGCCGGCGUAGGCUACAAGAACAAAAUCAAGGCCGACCUCGAAGCCGACCCGCGUGUCGCAAAAGUCAUCGACGUCGGCGUCAACGACUCCUCCGACAAGACCGCAUACCCACACCCCGCUGUCGACGCAGCCAAACUCAUCAAGAAAGGCGAGGCGGAUCGUGCGUUGUUGAUCUGUGGGACGGGGUUGGGAGUGGCUAUAAGUGCGAACAAGGUGCCUGGGAUCAGAGCUGUCACGGCGCACGAUAGUUUUAGCGUGGAAAGAGCUGUGUUGAGCAAUGAUGCGCAGGUGUUGUGUAUGGGGGAGAGGGUUGUCGGGGUGGAGUUGGCCAGACGGUUGGCGAAGGAGUGGGUGGGUUAUAAGUUUGAUCCGAGUAGCGCGAGUGCGAAGAAGGUGGAGGCUAUCAAUGAGCAUGAGAGGAAGAACUUCGAGUUGUCGUGA
Fulvia fulva is the source of this 483-nucleotide messenger RNA. RefSeq names its product Putative ribose 5-phosphate isomerase. The transcript has a single exon. The record is from RefSeq and is a predicted model, not a curated record. The coding region runs from base 1 to 483 and encodes 160 amino acids. Gene Ontology annotation, cellular component: intracellular anatomical structure. NCBI's taxonomy places the organism in Eukaryota, Fungi, Ascomycota, Dothideomycetes, Mycosphaerellales, Mycosphaerellaceae. Gene Ontology annotation, molecular function: isomerase activity. Gene Ontology annotation, biological process: carbohydrate metabolic process.